AGCCGGGGCUGGAGCAGUCCGGAGCUGGGUGCGGUAGGAAAGGGAAACCAUCUCAGAAUCCAUUUGCUGAAUGCCUGAACUCUGCGAGUUGCACAGGCCAGGAGAAGUUACGUGUCGUGGGAGGAGAGGACAGAUGCUCGGGGAGAGUGGAGGUUUGGUACCGUGGCGCCUGGGGAACAGUUUGUGAUGACUCCUGGGACAUGGCGGAUGCUAACGUUGUGUGUAAACAACUGGGCUGUGGAUCUGCUGUAUCUGCCCCGGGCGAGGCUGCAUUUGGCGAGGGGACUGGUCCCAUCUGGGUGGAGAAGGUGAACUGCAGAGGGACAGAGUCAUCUCUCUGGGACUGUCCUGCCAUGCCAUGGGGUGAGAGUAACUGUGAUCAUAAGGAAGAUACUGCUGUGAAUUGCUCGGGUGUGACAGAAACAACAGCUUCACCUGCUACAACAGCUCCCCCACGCCGCCCUCUGACCGACAGUGGGAGAGUCACGGUGCCUGUUGUCAUCUGCAUUAUCCUGGGGGUCCUUCUCUGCCUGCUGUUAAUCAUUCUGGGUGUGCAGGUGCAAAGGGCCAGGGCACAGCACAGAGGUGCCACAAGACCCUCAGAUCCCGUGUAUGAGGAGAUUGAUUAUAACCUGAUGGGAGAGAAGCAGAUAUUGGGUCACUCAGUCUCUUAUGCAGAGGAUUCAGUGACGAAGCUGCAGUAUUACACCGGGGACAGUGAGGGGGGAAGCGAUUCUGGAUCAGAACGAGAGGGAGCUUCCCCUGGGGCGUCUCAGUUGGAUUACGAUAACGUGGAGGAGCCUGCAUUGAAUGAUGAUCCCCAGACUCCGGACGACCAAGAGGGCGAUGCCUUGCCUGGAGAUGUCCCAGGGGAUGGUUAUGACGAUGUCAGAGAAGUUUCUGACCCUGAACAUGAUCCUGGUUCAGGGCAGUGUGCCCGGGAAGUUACUUGGGCCCCUCGGGUGAAUGACAGGAACAGGGAUUCACAGAGAGAUUGGAAUCUGCACUCCCUAAGAAGUGAAGGGGCCUCAGGGACUGAGAGAGACGGCCCAUUCCCGCCUCCUGGAGACCCGGGUUAUGACGACGUUGAAGCUGGCGUCCCUGAGACAUCAAUAUAAGAAUGACUGAGUUCCGAUCAAAUAUCCUGUGAGGAUGUAAAUGCUGUAUGAUUAAACUCUUUCUCUCCUAAAUACUAACUGGGCAUGGAGGCAUCAGAGAUAGUCCCUGCCAUGGAUCUAGUUCAGAUACCUUUUAUAUUGGGGUUUUAUGUAGUUGCAAGAAAUAUAAGUGUGACUGAGACAGGGUCUGUGAUUUUCCCUGUAAUUUCUCAUUGAUCAGAUUGCCUGGAACUUGUCCUGCUUUUUUAUUCCUAAUAUUUUCUUCAUCGUGAAUUUUUCCUUUUUCAUAUUGAAUCCUUUUUAAAAGUUUAUUCCAGGAACGAUGCUUCUUUCACAAGGUGCAUAAGAGAUCAUAAGAGAGUGAGAUGGAGUCUGAACCACCAAAAAAUAAUAAUUGCAAAAUAUCACCUCUCGGUAUUGCAGGUUGUUCAAUAGGGUACUGGAUGGAGAAUGAACGUUCCGUCCGUUGUGUGGUAAUGGUUAAAAACCCAGCAACAGAAUAAUUCUAACUCCAGAGAUGGCCCUAACCGCCAUCCAAACUCCAGACUUUCCUUUAAAAUCCAGGAGGAUAAAUGGACAUUAUUUAUAGGAACCUUAAUGCACACACACAAUUAGAUAGCAGUUAAAAGAUACCCCCCGUCCCAUCCUCUCCUCGUCUCCUCUAUACAAAUUCAUAUACUAUGCCCAUUACUGUAGCAUUGGAGCAUCUUUCAGUGGUGCAUUAAGUGUAAGGACCUUCAUCUUUGGUUUAUACUGAUUUUUUAAUGAACAUUUGCUGAGUUUUACAAAAAUCGUUAUUCCAUUUUUAACAAUUUUUACCCAAAUUUAGAUGUGCUGGAACUCCAUCUCCCUGCUCCAGGAGAAAUGGGUGACCCAGGUUACCAAGCCACCAUCUCUCCUUCCAGAGUGGGAAGCCAAAAGCACUGGAACAACUUGAGUGGUAGUGUAUGUACUGGUGUCAAUCCCACAACCACCACACACCACAUAUAUAUUACCAACUUUACAGAUAGUGCAGAUUGUCAUCAGCAGUGAAAGCAAAAUAAAGGUAUUUAACUACUUUUUAUGAUAAAAUGGGUUGAUAACAAAAAACUGUAUCUGCUUACAUUUCAGAACAGAGGAUGAAGGAGGCUUGAAAGUUAAAAAACAAAUAGACAAAAAAAAAUCCUAGGAGAAGAGAGUCAUAUUUCCCUGAUAUUUCCCCAGAAAACUGCCAAGUUAAUUUUUUCUACUGAUUUUCCACCAUUGUUUAAUUUUUGAAAUAAACACUGAGAUAUUCCCCAGAAACUUCAAACAAAAUAAAAACCUAAAAACAAGGUCCUUAAUUAAGUGACAUUAUUGUCUUUCAUCAUGUGUGUUCAUUCUGCCUCCAUCCUGUGAUCCAGGGAGCCAAUGGGCAGAGGGAACACCAUACCAGAACUCUCGAGGCCUGACACUCUCAUUGCCCCAAUUCACUCAUCUAAUCUGUAUCUAAAAGGUGUUGUGUAAGAUGUUCUAUGCAAACUGCUAACAUGCUGCUCAUUAAUAUAAUGCAUUGAUGUAUGUACGGGUGCUGUAUAAAGAACUAGAGAUGUGUGCUGGAAGUAUAUUUCUAAAAUGUGUUUGGCAGACCGUGCCUAAGCGCUGCCUUUCUCAAAUAAAGGAAUGUGUUUUUGCAGUUUGA
This is a messenger RNA of Trachemys scripta elegans, 2778 nucleotides long. Its product is annotated as antigen WC1.1-like. The record is from RefSeq and is a predicted model, not a curated record. The transcript has 10 exons. Gene Ontology annotation, cellular component: membrane. NCBI's taxonomy places the organism in Eukaryota, Metazoa, Chordata, Testudines, Emydidae. Bases 201 to 1118 code for a protein of 305 amino acids.